AUGGACAAGAGUUGGAUGGCGAUAAAUAAUAGUUUGACAAGUAAAGAGUAUCAACAAGGGGUGAAGUCAUUCCUUGAUUUUGCUAUGAAAAAUUUAGGCGUAGAUGAUGAAAUUAGGUGUCCAUGUGUCGAUUGCAUUAAUGGCACAAAAUAUAGCAGACAAGUUGUGUGGAUGCACUUGAUCCGAAGAGGAAUGGCAUCUUCGUAUAUAACUUGGGUGCACCACGGGGAACAUGUUCCCGUGUCUCAUCCUAGUGUACCAAAUAACCAAUGUGGAGGUAGUGGCGAAUAUGAUCAUACCGACGAGGAACCUAAUGGUUUGGAGAGGGAGGAUUUGCAUAAGUUCAUUACGUUAUUCGAAGAUGCACAACGCAAAGUUUACUCGACAUGUGAAAAGUUCUCUGUGUUAUCAUUCAUCAUUAAGAUGCUUCAUGUGAAGGUGUACAACAAAUGGAGCAACAAGUCAUUCGAUAUAGUUAUGCAAGUAUUCAAGGACAUUCUACCAGAAUGUAAUCAAACUGUUCCAUGGACACUCUAUGAUGCUAAGAAGUUCUUGCGUGACUUGGGUUUGGGAUAUGAAACAAUUCAUUCGUGCAAGAAUGAUUGUCCACUAUUUUGGAAGGAGAGUGCUAAUUUGGAGAAAUGCCCUACAUAUGAUGCGUGUAGAUACAAGUUGAACGAUGAUGGUGGUAAAAAGAUUCCACACAAGAUAUUGCGGUACUUUCCUUUGACACCAAGGUUGAAAAGACUGUAUAUGUCUAAAAAAACAGCCGCAAAUAUGAGAUGGCACAAUGAGAAGUGUGUGGAUGAUGACAUAUUAAGGCAUCCGGCCGAUGGUGAAGCAUGA
Molecule: messenger RNA, 846 nt
Organism: Camellia sinensis
Lineage: Eukaryota; Viridiplantae; Streptophyta; Magnoliopsida; Ericales; Theaceae
Source: RefSeq, a predicted model, not a curated record